Messenger RNA from Serpula lacrymans var. lacrymans S7.9, 2435 nucleotides. RefSeq lists its product as uncharacterized. Gene Ontology annotation, molecular function: oxidoreductase activity; iron ion binding. The record is from RefSeq and is a predicted model, not a curated record. The transcript is spliced from 3 exons. Gene Ontology annotation, biological process: lipid biosynthetic process. Lineage: Eukaryota; Fungi; Basidiomycota; Agaricomycetes; Boletales; Serpulaceae. Bases 88 to 1059 code for a protein of 323 amino acids.
GGUGGUAUUCAAGCCAACACUGCUACUCCAUCGACAUAAGUUCUGCGAAAUCUGAGCAUUGUGCUCCUUGAUCCCAUCCCUCUCGCCAUGAACACAACAUGCCAAUCUUUCUAUGACGGCCAGGAUGUAUGUACACCGGUGACCGAUGUACCAUUUUAUUUCAGUUAUCGUCCGACAUUGCUCAGAGACAUACCAGACUAUGCCCUAGCUCUCGCUGCCCCAGUUCUUGCCUACUGGCUGCUCUCUUUUUUUUUUCAUCUCCUCGACAUAUCCGGGUGGAAAUGGCUGGACAGAUAUCGCAUACACGAAUCCGCUGAAGUCAAAUCUCGCAACUUGGCUUCACGCUGGGACGUCGUCUGGGCCGUUGUUUUGCAACAUUCUGUUCAAACGAUGUUAGGAAUAUUCUGGUUGACGGAUGCUCCACCAUACACACUCUCUGGCCAUCAGGAAGCCAUGUCAACCAUUGGUCGGAUCCUAGUUUCCAUCAUUCAUCGCACCAUAGGGGAUGAAGCAGGUCAGGAUUUUCUGGAGUCAAGGGGUGCUGGGAUAGUGCAAUGGCUUUAUUGGUGGGGAAUCCCAAUGGCUCAACUUUUCUUUGCUAUGUUCGUAAUCGAUACAUGGCAAUAUUUCCUUCACCGCUUGAUGCACACCAACAAGUUCUUGUACAAGCAUUUACAUUCUGUACACCACAGGCUAUAUGUCCCUUAUGCUUUCGGGGCGCUGUAUAACCAUCCUGUGGAAGGCUUCCUUUUGGAUACGAUGGGUGCCAUGGUUGCCGAGUAUCUAUCCUGUUUGACCAUUCGUCAAUCAAUCCUCUUGUUUGCAUUCAGCACCUGCAAAACGGUCGAUGAUCACUGUGGCUAUAAUUUCCCGUUCGACCCUCUUCAAAUACUCAGCACCAACAACGCAGACUAUCAUGACAUACACCAUCAGACAAUUGGCAUCAAGUCCAAUUUCUCUCAACCGUUCUUUGUUCACUGGGAUACAUUAUUGGGGACCCGCAUGACCAGGAAAGAUAUCGAAACUCGCAGGAACAAGACCAAGACCAAAACUACUUAACACACGCCCCUUUCACUUCUAUGUACUUUUUAGAUCUUUAUUUUACUUUUACUGUUACUUAGCUUUCAUACUUCAUGCAUUCAUACUUCGUGCAUUCAACAUAGGUAAUUUCCGUAAUGUAAUACGCUCGCGCUGUUCUGGAUCCAGACCGAUGACUACUAUCUAUAUUCUCUAAGGCUUUGACAGACCCGGAUUGUAAACAUCAUAUUACAGUUUAUAAUAUACGCCAUAGUCAACUGGUGAAGUAACUGAGCCUGGGUGCAUGCAAUGUUCCGUAAAAGACCUUUGAGGCUUCCAAGAAUCGUAAUGUACGGGUAUCUGAGGAACAUUAAGUAGGUGCAUACAAAGUCUUGACCUCAUAAUCGACAAACACUCAAUUGCGCGAACUAUUCCAAAUUUCCCUUUGAAGAAUAGGAAAUCUGUGAUUCGGGUCUCUCUUUGGCUUGAUCUGGUCCCACUAGAUCCAACGACAGUGGACCGCUGACAUCACGUACUACCACCCCUGCAGGAAAGUCGCUUGCUGUCGUCAAUGGACUAACGGGCUCUGCUACAGAUUCUUCAACAGAAGAUGUAUCAGAGAGUCCAUUGUAUAGCGGGACCUGCUCGCGGAGCUGAGACUGUCGUAGGGGGGAGAAUGAUUCUCCAGACGGUGCGGACCGAGAACUAAAAAACCCUCCCAGCUUCUUCGCCAAUGGAGCGUUAGAAGCGUUGGAAGGUGCCGGAACAGGGAUGUUUGAUGGAACUGUCUUCGUCGUCUCUUCCCCUCUCCAAAGUUUGAAGCCCCACCCCCCUCCAGAAGCACUACUCUUGUGCGUCUCUGCAGCGGACCGGCCGGUGCCCGCAGGGCUGUUGGAUGUCUUUCUGACCAGAUCGUCGCCUGGAAUUGGUUGCUCGCCAACCUUAUACUCCUGUAUAAACUCUCGAAGAGCCUUCACGCAAGUCUCUGAAGCUUCUCUUGCUUCAGAUGUCUCCCGUAGCUCAUGCUUGACUUCCUCCAAUUCAGUCUUAAUGGCCUUGAGUUCCGAACGCAAAGACUCUGACUCGGCUAUAGCGUUAUCGUCUGUGUGAUCAUCAAGAUGUUGCGGUGAUGUGCGUCCGAAGAUCCCUGACAUUCGUCUAGAGUUUCCGGGGACGCUCGUGCUGUUGUCAGGGAACGACAAAUUAGGUAUAUGAGGGCUUGAUAAAAUGUUGAAGUUGGCAUCGGAGACCGAGGAAAUACGUCUAUGACUGUUGAUACGGGAAACUCCUGGUGAGCUGGGCGGGGCGAAGGAAGUGCGUUUCGAAGACGAGGGACCUCCAAGUCCUGGAAGACUCGCGCGAGAUAAAUCAAGUCCCACAGGAACUUGGCUCGCUCGACGACUCUCAGUUUGCAGCCU